Molecule: messenger RNA, 708 nt
Organism: Pipistrellus nathusii (Nathusius's pipistrelle)
Lineage: Eukaryota; Metazoa; Chordata; Mammalia; Chiroptera; Vespertilionidae
Source: the annotation of a GenBank genome assembly
AUGGCCGAGAGCACGAAGGGGCAGGCGCACCACCACUACACGUACACCGAGCUCCUGGCCAUUGCACAGCACUUCAGGCAGGGGCCGCAAGAGCACAUGGUGGCCUGGAUUCUGCGGGUGUAUGACCAAGGCGGCAUGGUCCUGGUUCUGAGUUUCCGGGAGCUGGCACUCCUGGGCAACCUGACCCACGACGCCAUCUUCAACUGCCUCUGCAGGGAUCGGCAGUGGAUCGGGCCCACGGCACUGCUCGCCUGGCUGCUGAAGGCCUGGCGCCAGCGCUGGCCAUCCUUCCUGCACUUCAAGGACCCCUUCGGGACCUGGUUCUCCAUGGAGCAGGCUAUGCCGCUGGCGCGCCAGCUGGGCAUGCUGCAGUGGAUCUACCAUGAGCCUGCGUUUGAGCAGGCUCCAUGUCCUGCGCCCGAGGAUAUGCCCUUCACAAGGGACAUGUAUCAGCGCCUAAUGGCACUGGCCAGCAACCCCCAGUUUUGGCUGCAGCUGGCCGACCUGCCAGGCAAUGACAUGACGGUGCUGGAGGCGCUGGUGGAGAUCCAGAAGAGAUCAGGUCAAGGAGCACCUGCCUCUGAGCCACGUGUGUCUGGGGAGUCCACCAAGUUCUUUCUGGGACGUCACGUCACCCUUACUGCAUCCAAGCCUGUGGGACUGAGCUCUAAUUUCCAGAGCUCAGGGAGCUGGUUUGGGGAGAUGUAA